This is a messenger RNA of Dicentrarchus labrax (European seabass), 6306 nucleotides long. RefSeq names its product DNA (cytosine-5-)-methyltransferase 3 alpha b (gene dnmt3ab). The record is from RefSeq and is a predicted model, not a curated record. The transcript is spliced from 23 exons. Gene Ontology annotation, biological process: negative regulation of DNA-templated transcription. Bases 307 to 3285 code for a protein of 992 amino acids. Gene Ontology annotation, cellular component: cytoplasm; nucleus. Gene Ontology annotation, molecular function: methyltransferase activity. NCBI's taxonomy places the organism in Eukaryota, Metazoa, Chordata, Actinopteri, Moronidae.
UAUUUGUCUCGCGAGAUCUGGCAACACUGGCGGCUGCGGCUGCAGUUAGAGCGGUGCAUCUGGAAAGGAGCUCACCGGCUGGGUUGGUGGAGGACUGGGAGAGAAGAGGAAGGAGGCUCCGGGAGCAAGCGAGACAAAAAGGGUCAGGCCUGGGACUUGGGAAAAUCGGGAGAGCGGAGAGAAGAGGGGAUCAUCUCUCAUUUCUUUGGUUGUUUUUUUUUUUUCCUUUUGAGAAGUUUAUUUUCACCUCAUCUACAUCGCCCCAUUAUCAGACGUUACCCAUAAAGCCCACAGAAACCUUCGAAGAUGCCGUCCAACACUGUCACCAACACCAAUACCACUGCAUUCAAAAGCUCAGACUACGCUGAUUCACCUGGAAAAAGAAUGGGUGAAAGCACAAUACUGGACAUGGACCUGAUGACAGAGGAGUACUCGGCUAAAAGUAGUACCUCUUGUAAAGUUGGCAAGCCUGGAAGAAAGCGCAAGCCGUUUCCUGUCGAGAGCUGUGGCUCUAUCAAAGGCAGUAUGGGUGUGGGCAACAGCUACACUGGGAUGGGUAGGCCGUCCAUGGCACAGGUCUUCAAUGGAGAUGUGGACGGGCACAGAGACAGGACGUCCGACGCCUGCUUCCCCAAACAGGAGAAGAGGGAAGUGGAGAACGGGUUCCCGAGAGACCCUUCCUCCUGCCGGGCAGAGGAUAGCUCCCAGGGUCAGAGCCCGUCCCAGGAGAACGGAUUCCUGCCCAGCCGGGAAGAGCAGGACUCGGAGAAAGACAAGGACAACAGCCUGACGCCGCCACGCAAGAAACGAGGGAGGCGGAAAUUGGAGCGCCCAACAAAAUAUGUGGAGCACAAGGAGGAGAACGGGGAUCAUGCACUCAAGACUGAGGGAGGUCGAGGCAGGCUGCGAGGGGGAGUUGAGAUCAGCCUUCGUCAGAGGCCUGAGCCCCGAAUAACCUUCCAGGCUGGUGACCCUUAUUACAUUAGCAAGCGGACCAGAGAGGAGUGGCUGGCCAAGUGGAAGAUGGAGGCAGAGAAAAAGGCCAAACAGAUGUCAGCGAUGAACGCGAUGAAGGAUCACGAGCAGAAUGAAACAGAGACCCAGAAAGAAGAAGCCUCAAUAAUCAAACACCCAUCGCCUUCAAAGCUGCAGCAACAGCAGCAGCAGCAGCCUCAGUCGCACACUCAGUCACAGCCUCAGUAUCAACAGCAAUCACAGCCGUCGCUGCCACAACAACAACAUCAGCAGCCACCUCAGCAGCAGCAGCAGCAGCAGCAGCAGCCUACUGACCCUGCUUCCCCCACUGUGGCCACGACCCCUGAGCCCGUCGCCAUCGGAGGUGGAGACAAGCCAUCCCCUAAGUCUGCAGACACUGAGCCCGAGUAUGAGGACGGUCGUGGUUUUGGCAUUGGCGAGCUGGUUUGGGGAAAGCUGCGAGGGUUUUCGUGGUGGCCAGGCCGUAUCGUAUCCUGGUUGAAGACGGGACGGAGCAGAGCUGCUGAGGGAACCAGAUGGGUCAUGUGGUUUGGAGAUGGAAAAUUCUCAGUGGUCUGCGUCGAAAAACUCUUGCCUUUAAGUUCCUUUAAUAAUGCCUUUCACCAACCAACUUACAACAAGCAGCCCAUGUACAAGAAAGCCAUCUAUGAAGUGCUUCAGGCGGCUAGCAGCCGGGCAGGCAAGGCCUUCAUGGCCUGCCCCGACAGUGAUGAAACAGAGACCUCCAAAUCAGUGGAAAUGCUAAACAAGCAGAUGAUUGACUGGGCUAUGACAGGAUUUCAGCCCACUGGACCCAAGGCCUUAGAGCCACCUGAGGAGGAGCGUAACGCAUACAAAGAGGUUUAUCCUGAGAUAUGGGUGGAGCCUGAAGCAGCAGCCUAUACGCCCCCUCCAGCCAAAAAGCCCCGCAAAAGCACAGCAGAGAAACCGAAGGUCAAGGACAUCAUUGAUGAGAGGACACGAGAGCGGCUUGUUCAUGAAGUGAGACAAAAGUGCCGCAGCAUAGAGGACAUCUGUAUCUCCUGUGGAAGUCUGAAUGUCAGCCUUGAGCACCCGCUGUUUGCUGGAGGAAUGUGCCAGAGCUGUAAGAACUGCUUCCUAGAAUGUGCGUAUCAAUAUGACGACGAUGGCUACCAAUCGUACUGCACUAUCUGCUGCGGGGGACGCGAGGUGCUCAUGUGCGGAAACCACAACUGCUGCAGGUGUUUCUGUGUGGAGUGUGUCGACCUCCUCGUUGGUCAAGGAGCGGCACAUGCAGCCAUCAAAGAGGACCCGUGGAACUGCUACAUGUGUGGUCAGAAGAGUGUGUUUGGUCUACUGGGGCGUCGCGCUGACUGGCCCAGCCGUCUCCAGCACUUCUUUGCAAAUAAUCACGACCAAGAUUUUGAAACACCAAAGGUUUACCCCCCAGUCAUGGUGGAGAAGAGGAAGCCCAUUCGGGUCCUGUCAUUAUUUGACGGCAUAGCAACAGGGCUGUUGGUGCUGAAAGAACUCGGCAUUGAAGUGGAUCGCUAUGUAGCUUCUGAAGUGUGUGAAGACUCUAUCACUGUGGGUCACGUCAAGCAUCAGGGUCGCAUCAUGUAUGUUGGCGAUGUGAGGAACGUCACACGCAGAAAUAUACAGGAGUGGGGUCCCUUUGACCUAGUUAUUGGAGGAAGCCCAUGCAAUGACCUCUCUAUAGUCAAUCCUGCUAGGAAAGGUCUUUACGGAGGCACCGGCCGCCUGUUCUUUGAGUUUUACAGGCUGCUCCAUGAGACUCGACCAAAGGACGGAGACGACCGGCCUUUCUUCUGGCUCUUUGAAAAUGUGGUUGCCAUGGGUGUCAGCGAUAAGAGGGACAUAUCUCGCUUUUUAGAAUGCAACCCAGUGAUGAUCGAUGCCAAGGAAGUGUCUGCUGCCCACCGUGCUCGCUACUUCUGGGGUAACCUUCCUGGCAUGAACAGGUUGGUGUGUGAAUGGCCUUUGAGUGCUAUGUGCAGUGACAGGCUGGACCUCCAGGAAUGUUUAGAACACGGCCGAAUAGCCAAGUUUGGCAAGGUGAGGACCAUCACCACCCGGUCUAAUUCCAUCAAGCAGGGCAAGGACCAGCACUUCCCAGUCUUCAUGAAUGAGAAAGACGACAUACUUUGGUGCACUGAGAUGGAGAGGAUCUUUGGCUUCCCAGUUCACUAUACGGACGUGUCCAACAUGGGCCGACUGGCAAGGCAGAGGCUCCUGGGAAGAUCAUGGAGUGUCCCGGUUAUCCGCCACCUGUUUGCACCACUCAAAGAAUACUUUGCCUGUGCCUGAGCAGCAAGAAAACUCACUCGGAACCAUUUAGGAACUACAACUACAUGUUGUGAGUAGAAAUAAGAGCCUUGCUCCUCAAAUUAUACUCUUGUAUAAUUUACAAGCGAAACAUUGACGUAGAUAUCACAUUAUUUCUUGUAUUUGAAUUGUAAUUCUUAUUCUAUUUAAUUUUGAUAUGUCAUUUUACCUUUUAGCAGUGUUAUCAAAUAUUGUUGAUUUGUUUGUGCAAGCUAUACUUGAGACUAUGCUUUCUUCUGAAGACACUGAGACAGAAAAGUGCUAAACAUGAAUUUUAAAAGAGACGGUAACGCGAUGGGAAAGAUCUGAAAGAUAUAGGACAUGGUUUUAAGAUAUGUGAAAUGUUUCUGCUGUGUGAGCAUACUGUACGUCGUGGCUGUGAGAUUCCCACCUGCAGUGCAGCCAUGCUUCCAGCUACUGAGCCUCACAGAGAUGUGAAAGAGAAAGCCGACUUUCUUCAGUGUCAGGAGAGCUGUGUCUUUAAGAAUCCAAAACACCAGAUCACAUAUACCUCUUUGUUUACAGUUUCUAUACACAACUGAAGGUAAUAACGGUACUACUGUAAUAUGGUUACAAUACCAUGGUGCUCCAAGAUGAUGAGAAACAUCAUAGCCCAUGUGGCACUAUGACUUUAGACAAUACGGAGCUCUUCAACCUGUUGCUGGAAAAAACAUGUGAUGUAUUUACACUUGAUGAAAAAAAAAAACAAUUCUGCUCCGUGCCGUUUUGUUCACUUCAAAGACAGUAGACUGCAAAAUAGAGUAUCUCCUCUUUUUUUGCAUUUUACAGCUUUUAUACAAUUUGUACUGGUGCUCAUUUAAUCUCUCAGCCUUGCCACACUCAGGCUCACUACCUGGAUCUGCACAAACAGAAAGUGAAGCUAGCCACAUGGGAAAUGAUGUUUUCUGUCAUUCAAAAAAAAAAAAAAAAAAAACCAUAAGAUCAAUGUCUGUGAAACUAUUUUUUUUUUCUAGUUUCAUCCUGACCAAUGACAUUACUGUACAACUGUUAGCAAGUGUGGUUGCUGGAGGGAGGUAGGUUGACCAGGCCGGGUAUCUCUGCUCCUCAACUUUCACCUCUCUAAACUGAAAAACUGUCAGGUGCAAAUCUUCAACAAUAUGGUGCGGCUUCACAAAGUUCUUCUACCUUUUUAUAGCAAUUUUGUGCUGGUUUAUCAACAUUAUAAAGCACUUUUAUAUGUAUACUUUCUUUUUUUUUUUUUUUUCUUGAUAUUUUUAAAAAAAAUAUUGGUUCUUGUGAAUUGUUUAUGUUGUUAUGUUUUAUGAUGUGAAUCUGCCCUCGUGUAAUACUUUUUGUAUAUAGUAGGGCUGUGCCAAUAGAAGUGGAAGAAUGGAUUUUGAUAUGUGAAACCCAUUUUUUUUGACUCAGUGUAUAGUAGAUGGAUUGACAUUUGUAACCCCAAACCCCCUUUCCCUCCUCCAUCAUCAAUAUUGUUCUCUGUUUGAAAACAGCGAUACAGUAUGUUACUACCCAGAUUCAUAAAAUAUCUAUUUCUAUUAAGAUUGUAAAAUGUAAGACAGAGUUUAAGAACUAUGUCAUGCGCUUUGUACAAUAUUGUGUCCAUUGUGAAGGACAGUUGGCCCUGAUAAAUCGUAGUCGUCAUGUUGACAAAUUUUAAGUGCUGAUCCAAAUUUGGAUUACAUUAACAAACUAAAUUCUCUUGAUUGUAACCUCUAAGCUAAAUAUGGAGGAUUUAGGCGGCAGUUUGUCAAAACGUAAAACUGACACAGUGCUUGUCAGCACUCAAAGAAUAAAGAGGGUAAUAAAAAAACAGAUGUUAUCGCUUAUCUAUAUCAUAUUUAAGAUUCAAAAUUUGAAAUUUAAUUUCUUAAUGUAACUAAUUUCUUAAGUGACCUUAUUGACAUAAUUUUUGUCCACGCACACCAGGCUCAAUAUGAGAUAUUGUGCUUUGUGAUAUUUUAACCAGAUGUUAUUUUCCCCUCCUCCUAUAAUACUUAACAUACCCUCAUGUUUGUAUAUAUGUACAUAGAGUUUUCCGGUUGCUGUUUUUUAAUUUUUGUUUUUUUUGUUUUUUUUUACCUAUGAGAUGUACAAAUAUAAUUCUUUGCUAAUAUAUAUCAUCAAAUUAGGAAAAUUCUUAGGUUAAAAAAUAAAAAUCAAGUGACAAUUUUGAUUCAAAACUUGCUUUUAGCAUUAGAUGUAGGGAGACUCCAAGUCGACUUUAUCGUACCGAUUCUUUUUUGUGUCAAGUGAAUCCAGAUUUAUUGUUGUGAUCUUAAUAGUGGCCAAUGGACAGCAUUAAGAUGAACGGUCUCUACUUCACUGCACAGCCCUACAUUUUUUGUUUUUUUUGCUUCUGUUUUCUUUUGUAAGAGGGAUUGUAGGUGUUUCCGAUGGUGCUAAACAUUUUAUCUAAAAUAUAUUUGAUUGGAAGAGAAAUAAACAUGUGUCGACAUUGACUGUUUUUAAGUUCCUUGUAGUAACGGAAAAAUAACUAUUAUUUCACUCAUAUAAAUAUAUUAACAAAGGCAUUUUAACUUUGUACUUGAAAAAAUAAGGAUAAGGAAUAAUGAAAGGUUUCCUAUAUUGUUUUAGACUAGAGAUUGCUGUAGUUGGUGCUUAUCUGUGGGAAAAUCGUGUGAGAAAAAAAAAACCAGUAAUACGUUUUACUGUAGCAUAAUAUAUGCUUAAUACGCAUUGCUUCUUAAUCGUACAUUCCAUGCCGUAAUAUUCUCCAUGUCUGUUUUCAAAAUGUUGUUUUGAAUUCAUUGUUAUUUUUUACCAGAAACAACAUUUCAUUUUUAAUGUUCAAGGCAGGUCAAUAAUUCUAUAUGUCAUAACUGUUUAUGGCCUAUACGCUUUCUCCUCAAGAACAGUUCGUACAGCAAAUGUAGCAGUCAUUCUCCACUUUGACCCCCCCUCCCCCAGACUUAUGUUUAGUGUCCAGAAAGAAGAUACAGGCUCCCUAUGUACUUGUGCUGGAGAACACUUGAAUAAAUGUAUUGUUUUUGUGCAAAAAAA